Melitaea cinxia (Glanville fritillary) is the source of this 1699-nucleotide messenger RNA. It is a transcript of the gene Uba5, whose product is annotated as ubiquitin-like modifier-activating enzyme 5. Gene Ontology annotation, molecular function: UFM1 activating enzyme activity. Gene Ontology annotation, cellular component: cytoplasm; cytosol. Bases 93 to 1271 code for a protein of 392 amino acids. The transcript has 9 exons. The record is from RefSeq and is a predicted model, not a curated record. NCBI's taxonomy places the organism in Eukaryota, Metazoa, Arthropoda, Insecta, Lepidoptera, Nymphalidae. Gene Ontology annotation, biological process: protein ufmylation.
GUGAUGUUGAAAGUCAAUACUCGUCUCUUUGGUCAGAAAAUCGACGACUUUCUCACAUAGGUGAAAUAAUAAACACACAUUUUGUAUUAAAAAUGGCAAAUGUAGAGGAAUUGAGGAAGAAAAUCAGUGAAUUGGAGGCCAAAUUAGCGGCUGCUCAAGGAAAUGCGGGUCCAGUCCGGCAGAAAAUCGAUGUAAUGUCAUCAGAAGUUGUCGACUCAAAUCCUUACAGUCGUCUGAUGGCACUCAAACGUAUGGGGAUAGUCGAUAACUACGAGAAGAUCAGAGACUUCUCAGUCGCUGUGGUGGGGGUGGGGGGAGUGGGCAGCGUCACAGCUGAGAUGUUGACUAGAUGCGGUAUUGGCAGGCUUUUACUAUUUGACUACGACAAAGUAGAGUUAGCAAACAUGAACAGACUGUUCUUUCAACCGCACCAAGCUGGACUCAGUAAAGUGGAUGCGGCUGUUGCUACUCUUCAAUCUAUAAAUCCAGAUGUCACAAUCGAGGCUUACAACUAUAACAUAACUACAAUUGAAAACUUCAGGAAAUUCCUUAAGACUCUAAGCACAGGAAGUCAUUUCGGUGGCCGGGUAAACCUAGUACUAAGCUGCGUUGACAAUUUCGAAGCGCGUAUGGCAAUCAAUACUGCAUGCAAUGAAUUAGACAUACGCUGGUUUGAGUCCGGAGUCAGUGAGAACGCUGUGUCAGGACAUGUACAGUUUAUAAUACCUGGGGAGACUGCUUGCUUUGCGUGUGCUCCCCCGCUGGUUGUGGCUUCAAAAAUUGACGAAAAAACUCUGAAGAAGGAAGGUGUGUGUGCAGCCAGUCUGCCUACCACUAUGGGAAUUAUUGCUGGAUUUUUAGUUCAAAACGCAUUGAAAUAUUUACUUAAAUUUGGAAAUGUUAGCCACUAUUUAGGCUACAAUGCACUGAAUGAUUUCUUCCCUACUAUGAGUUUAAAGCCGAACCCACAAUGCGAGGAAUUAUUCUGUCGUAAACGCCAAGUACAAUUCAAUUCUAGACCAGCCGUAGAACUGGCUACUGAAGUCACAGAGGACGACAGUCCUAUCCAUGAAGAUAAUGAAUGGGGUAUAAUUUUGGUUGAUGAGAACUCUCCAGACGAGGAGAUGCCUAAUCUAAAUCUAGCAGAAGGUGUCCAGAUGGCUUACAGCAUACCAGUUGAUAACAACACUCCGGAGACCAGCUCCGGAGGAGCCGUGGCUGCCUCCGAGCUGUCCCUCGAGGAGCUGAUGCAGCAGAUGAAGUCCAUGUGAAUGUGAAUGUGUCGUAAUAGUGUUGUGGCUUGUGUGUUGCAUAGAAUAAUCAUAUCGACAUAUAUGUAUGUUAUUACUGUAUAAUUGUAGUUAUUAUUUGAGACAUAUCUAGUGAGAUUUUAAACUGUCAAUUUCAUUUGUCAUAAUUUUUAAAUUGAUUAUGUAAAACAUGGUCUUAUUUAGAGCCACCAUUUUGGAAACUUGUUUUAUUUAUCGUAGGUACUUUUAAAUGAAAAACUAUAUUAAGUACUUGACGUUUCGCAAUUUGCGUCAUUGAAGUUGCUAAAAUUUGUAACAUCGAAUGCUUGUAUGCAAAGCAACGCAAUAAAGAUUUAAUUAUUUUGUCACCGUUUACAAUCUCAUUAGAUUGGUGUAUUUAUUAAAAAAUAGAAUAUCAUAAUAAAAAUAAAUUGUUUUUCAACAAUUGA